Messenger RNA from Linum trigynum, 1167 nucleotides. Lineage: Eukaryota; Viridiplantae; Streptophyta; Magnoliopsida; Malpighiales; Linaceae. The record is from the annotation of a GenBank genome assembly.
UUGAUAAAUUGACAAACAUACCCUUCUUUAAAAUUUUUGUACAAACAUACCCUUCUAAUAUUAAAUCGUAACAAGUUUACCCUUCCAUCUAAUUAUCCGUUAAGUGACCGUUAGAUAGAUUGAGAAAUGACCCAAUUACCCCUCGUUUAGUCCUAAUUUUUGUUUUAAUUAUUUUAUAUUUUAUUAUUUAUAUCCAAGAGAUCAAUUUAUUAGAAAAAAAACCCUAAACUAACACUCCCCUAGCGUUUACUUCCUUCGCCGCCAAACCCCCAUCCACCUCCCCUUUCCAAACCCUACGCCUCAACUCCUCUUCCUCCCCAGUUUCCUUCCGCCAUCUCACCAAUCGACAAGGCCUUCUCCCGUUGUUUGUUCCUUCCGCCGACGACGAUAACGGCGGGAUCAAACGGUUCCCUCCCACCGGCAGCGGCGUUGAGGGGACGACGGAGGGGAGGAGGUGCUCUCUGAUGGGGAAAAUGCAGGGGACAAGAACAGGGUAGAGGCGAUGAUGGUGCUGGCGGAGGCGGGGAGGUUGCUGGAGAGACUGCCGAAGAACCUGGCGGUGGCGAUUCAGGACGGGAGCAUUUCGGGGUCGGUGGUUUCGAGGUUUUUGGAGCUGAAGAAAUCGGGGAUGAUGUGGUGGCUGCUGCAGUUCAAUGCGUUUAAGAAGAGGUUCUGGCGGAUGAUUUGUUCUUGGCGGUGGAGGAGCAGUGGGGGGCCGGCGUCGGAGGAAGCAGACGCAUAGGAGAGUUAAUUUAGGGGGUUUCUAAUUAAUUGAUCUCUUGGACAUAAAUAAUAAAAUAUAAAAUAACUAAAACUGAAAUUAGAACUAAAUGAGGGACAAUUGGGUCAUUUUCUAGUCUAUUUAACGGUCAAUUGAUAAUUAGAUGGAAGGGUAAACUUGUUACGAUUUAAUAUUAGAAGGGUAUAUUUGUACAAAAAUUUAGUAGAAUGGUACGUUUGUUAAUUUACCAAAUUAGAGAAAUACAAAAUGCUAUUAACCCUAGUAUAUACUGACUAAUUUUCAAAUUAGCGGAAUAACUAGGCUGCAUUUUGAGUUGAGUUUUGCUUAAAUGGGCUCAGACCAAUUUCAUCCCAGUUCAAUUUUGAGGUAUGCUGCAGAGCUCACGCUUUCAUACCAAACACCAAAAAUGAAAAGUAACGAAUGCA